UUAUAGAUAAUUUCUGUUUCAGAUUGACUGUUUUUGCAUCAGAACAUAUUCCCAUAAAUAUAGUAGAAACUGUGGAGGCAUCAGCAUUCUACAGGCAAUAUCUGGGCUCAACACUGUUAGGGAUACCCAUGAGUAUAGAAGAAAGACUGCUUCACUGGCCAGUUUUGAAGCCUAAAGAUAUGCGCUCAUUAGGCACCGGACAGCGCCAGAGUUGUGCUGAUGUUGUGCUUUCAUCAGUGGGAUGGAUUGCAGUAACAGGAUACAGAAAUCAUGUGAUAGAAUUGAGAGGCUGGACACCCGGGGGACGGGGAAUACACUUGAGAGAACCGUCCAUGUUACCACUUGCUGUCAAUCUCAAGGGUGAUCGAAUAGGAAACUCACCUGCUUAUAAACCACACAAAUUAUUUGUUUCAAAAUAGAGUGAGAAUUAUAAACAAGCUAAUUAAAGUCGUAAAUGCAGAUAAAAUA
Molecule: messenger RNA, 468 nt
Organism: Penaeus monodon (black tiger shrimp)
Lineage: Eukaryota; Metazoa; Arthropoda; Malacostraca; Decapoda; Penaeidae
Product: nitric oxide-associated protein 1-like
Exons: 2
Coding region: 129-419 (96 amino acids)
Source: RefSeq, a predicted model, not a curated record